Molecule: messenger RNA, 1383 nt
Organism: Mytilinidion resinicola
Lineage: Eukaryota; Fungi; Ascomycota; Dothideomycetes; Mytilinidiales; Mytilinidiaceae
Product: putative Xaa-Pro aminopeptidase
Exons: 3
Coding region: 1-1383 (460 amino acids)
Molecular function (GO): manganese ion binding; metalloaminopeptidase activity
Source: RefSeq, a predicted model, not a curated record
AUGGCCGUCCUCGAGGAAGUGCUGCGCGGCAAAUACCCCGCGAAAGCCCAUGCGCGGAAAGUUGUGCAGUGGAUGCGCGAGCAGGGCAAGGAAGUGGACGGGACGCUGUAUCUGGAGGGGCAGAAGACGCGCAUGAUUGAGGAUAAUGAUGAGCCGGUGCCGUUUAGGCAGCGACGAUACUUCUUUUAUCUUACGGGAUGUAACCUGCCGGAUUGCUAUUUCACGUACGAUGUCAAGACGGAGAAGUCGACGCUGUUUAUUCCGCCGGUUGAUCCGGAUGAGGUGAUUUGGUCUGGACUGCCGAUGAGCCCGGAGGAGGCGUUGAAGAGCUAUGAGGUUGAUGCAGUCCUUCCCUCAUCCGAGUUGAAUGCCCAUCUGGCUUCACCUUCCACAUCAAAAUCCACCAUCUACGCCAUCUCCAACCAAGUCUCCGAAGACGUGACCUUCCUCUCCUACGACACAAAAGACUUCGAGCUUCUGAAACCCGCCAUCGAAUACGCCCGCGUGACAAAGACACCCUACGAAAUCGCCCUCAUCCGCCACGCCAACUCCAUCUCAACAACCGCUCACAUCGCCGUCAUGCGCGCCGUCGCCCACGUCUCCAACGAGCAGGAACUCGAAGCUAUCUUUCUCAAGAACUGCGUGGAGCGCGGUGCCAAAGAGCAAGCCUACCACAGCAUCGUUGCCUCCGGUACUUCCGCCGCUACCCUCCACUACGUCAAGAACGACCAGCCCCUCGACAACACGCUCAACCUCCUUCUCGACGCCGGCUGCGAAUGGGACUGCUACGCUUCCGACAUCACGCGGACAUUCCCGCGCACUGGCACCUUCUCUCCCGAAUCGCUCGCUAUCUACAACAUCGUCCUGAGCAUGCAGAAGCAGUGCACGGAAGCGCUGAAAGCUGGCGUGCUAUGGGACGACAUCCACCUCCUCGCGCACAAGAUCCUCAUCGGCGGGCUCCUGGAACUCGGCAUCCUCCGCGGUUCCGCUAACGACAUCCUCAAGGCGCGCACCAGCGUCGCCUUCCUCCCGCACGGGCUUGGACACUACCUCGGGAUGGACACGCACGAUACAGGCGGUAACCCGAACUACGCGGACAAAGACCCUCUAUUCCGCUACUUGCGCGUCCGCGGGACCCUGCCGGCUGGGAGUGUGAUCACGGUGGAGCCGGGAUGCUAUUUCUGCCGCUUCAUCAUCGAGCCGUAUCUGAAAGAUGAGAAGCAUAGCAAGUAUAUCGAUGGGAGUGUGCUAAAGCGGUAUUGGAGUGUGGGCGGUGUGCGGAUUGAGGAUAAUAUCUUGAUCACGGAGAGCGGGUAUGAGAACCUCACACCGACGCCGAAGGAGGUGGAGGAGAUGGGGAAGAUUAUCAAGGGGGAGGAUUGA